CCGCGGCGACCGGGAGGCGUUGGGCGGCCAACGACGCGGCGGGCUGUGGCUGGGCGACUCGGCGGACGCGGUGCCCGCCCGGCGGCCGGCGCUGGCGCUCCGGGACGAGACAUGCACCCCGACGGGCCGGAGCCCGAGCGGGAGCGCGAGCAGGACCCGGGCCUGGAGGAGUCGGCGGGCGACCACCCGAAGGCAGGCCCCGGGGGCCGCAAGGAAGGAAUGAGCGACUGUGCCAGUCCUGGGGACACGCCAGGCCAGAGCGGGCACAGGCAGGGAGGGGACAGCAAGCCGGACGCUCCCGCAUCCUCCCAGUGGGAUGACAAGGAGGACCGGGUCCCCAGAAUGACUAAAAGUUUCUUGAAGAAAUUCUGCAAACAACACAAGCUGUACCUCACACCUUCGCUGAACGAUACUCUGUACCUGCACUUUAAGGGCUUCGACCGCAUCGAGAACCUGGAGGAGUACACGGGGCUGCGCUGCCUGUGGCUGGAGUGCAACCGCAUCCGCAGCAUCGAGAACCUGGGCGCGCAGACGGAGCUGCGCUGCCUCUUCCUGCAGACCAACCUGCUGCACAGGAUCGAGAACCUGGAGCCGCUGCAGAAGCUGGACACGCUCAACCUCAGCAACAACUACAUCAAGACCAUCGAGAACCUGGCCUGCCUGCCCGUCCUGGACACGCUCCAGAUGGCCCACAACCACCUGGAGACGGUGGAGGACAUCCAGCACCUGCAGCACUGCGCGAAGCUCUGCGUGCUGGACCUGUCGCACAACCGGCUCAGCGACCCCGGCAUCCUGAGCGUGCUCGAGCUCGUGCCCGGCCUGCGGGUGCUGAACCUGAUGGGGAACCCCGUGACCCGCCACAUCCCCUCCUACCGCAAGACGGUGACGGUGCGUCUGCGACAGCUCACCUACCUGGACGACAGGCCCGUCUUCCCCAAGGACAGGGCGUGUGCCGAAGCCUGGGCCCGGGGCGGCCUGGAGGCGGAGCGGGAGGAGCGGCAGCAGUGGGAGCACCGGGAGCGCCAGAAGAUCACGGACAGCAUCGAGGCCCUGGCCCUGAUCAAGCGGCGCGCGGAGGAGCGCCGGAGGCAGAAGGCGCAGCAGGAGGCCGGGCUCGACCAGGGACAGGAGGGCACGGGGGCCGCCACAGCCUCUGCCCAGGAGGAGGAGGAGGAGGAGGAGGACCAUGAUGAUGAUGAUGAUGAUGACGACGAUGAUGACGACGAUGACGAGGAGGAGGGAGAGGAAGAGGAGGAGGGGGAGGACGCAGAGCGGCGGCAGAAGAUGGAGCGUUUCGUGCGGGAGAGCUUUGAGGCCAAGGACGAGCUCUUCCCGGAAGAGCCCGGCAGGGCCGGGGGGCUGCCGCCGGCUGUCCAGGGGGGCACCGAGGACGAGGAGCUCGGGGAGGCGCCGCCCAGCGAAGCCCAACGCCCGGCCCCUCCUGGCGCCGCCUGGCAGGACCCCGCAUGUCUGAGCGUGGCCCCCGGGGCGGCGCUGGGGCCGCGACCCCACGGAGCCGCCGCCGCAGAGCCGGCCGGGUGGGCGGCCGAGAAGCUCGUCAUCGCGGACCUCCCUGACCUGGAGGACACGGGUGUGGACAGCUGCCUGAAAGCCCAGGACCAGGCCCCGUGCCCCCCAAAGAUCGUGGUCCUCCGUAGCCUGAGUGAGGACAGCGAUGCCGAGCUGGACGCCGCCCCCCAGGGCCACGCGCCUGUGGACGCGCCGUGCGGGAUAUUUGCAGCGCCCAAGACUCCGGGGAGGCCGCCCGACACGCCCUUUGCAAACCUGCUCGCAGACAGCUCCGGGCCGGGGGAGGCGGGAGCCCCAGGAGCCCCCCGGCCCCCACGGCCGCUGACCCAGGAGCUGGAUGGAGCGUCCCGGCGGCCCCUGAUCGAGGAGCUGGACAGCGACAGGCCUGGGGGCGCCCCGCCCACACCCCCCAGCUGCCUUAGCGACAGAGCAGCCCCGGCCAGUCCCCCAGGGCCGGACUCGGAGGAGCAGCUGCGGAGAGGCCAGGGGCCCCGACAGGCCGCGGAAGACAUUGAGUUUGCCUUGGACUAACCCCAGACAGCCCCCAGCCUCGGGCACCCGCGGGGCACAGCGCGGCCGCGGCCCCUCCGUGCACGGGCUGUGGCCAGGAAGCCGCCAGCCCGGCCGGGCCCCGCGGGCCGCGGGGUCCCCUCUGCACACAUUACAUU
Molecule: messenger RNA, 2198 nt
Organism: Sorex araneus (European shrew)
Lineage: Eukaryota; Metazoa; Chordata; Mammalia; Eulipotyphla; Soricidae
Gene: DNAAF1
Product: dynein axonemal assembly factor 1
Exons: 12
Coding region: 112-2061 (649 amino acids)
Biological process (GO): cilium assembly
Cellular component (GO): axoneme
Molecular function (GO): protein binding; dynein complex binding
Source: RefSeq, a predicted model, not a curated record